Messenger RNA from Panonychus citri (citrus red mite), 2792 nucleotides. RefSeq lists its product as uncharacterized. Lineage: Eukaryota; Metazoa; Arthropoda; Arachnida; Trombidiformes; Tetranychidae. The record is from RefSeq and is a predicted model, not a curated record.
UCACUCACUCAAAUUCACCUUCCAGUCUAAAUUGUUGUUAACUAAUUCACCGUUGCUCCCUUGAUUCUUGUUCAUACAAUUUAACUAUUCGGUGGCAUUUACACUUGGAAACCUUUACCUGUAACAUCAAUUUCUGUCUCCACGUUUUUUCACCUUCCAAAUAUAAACCAAUUUACUAAUUGUUAAUUAACCAUAUUCAUCUUAAUUGUCAAUCUUUAAUAGUAAAAUGUAUCCCGUUGUUUAAUCAUCUUCAUUAACUGUUAUUGUUGAUAUAAUAACUUUUUAAAACUUUUCUGUUGUUAUUAAAUUGUUUUUGUUGUUUACUUUUAAUUUAGUUUUCCACUAAUCAAUUGAUUUAAAUUGUUUGUUACAUUCAUUUACUACAAUUAAUUGUAAAGUUUAAUCAUCACAAUAUCAUCAUCAUCAUGUUGGCGAUCAUUAAUUAAUCAACAUUCGUAUUUUUUGACUCUUUUUUGUUUGGAAAUUUAAAUUUUCUUCUCAAUUAACUUUCCAAUGGUUCUAAUUAAUUGCUCGGAUUAUCCUUUUUGUAACAAUUAACUUGUUAACUACGAUUGUUAAAUUGUUGCUCACUUCAUAUAAUCAAGAAAGACAAAAGAAAUCAAAAUUUCUAGGUAAACAAUCAACACUUAAUAUCAAUGGUAAUUAAAAUGUUGAGAAAACAAUUUAAACCAAUUGGCCAAUCUAUGGAUCUAAUCAAUGUCGCCAUUUUUACAAUAUUUUCAUCAUAUUGUUUACAAUUAACAAAAGGACAAUGUCCAUCAGGAACAACAGUUUCUUUUGAAAAGAUGACCAAUGUUGACGUGAGAGGAGUGACAAUGGUUCCACUUUAUACUGGACAAGGUGAGACCCCGGUUUCGGCUGAAUGUAACAAUCGUUGUCGAGCUGGUCCAAAUUGUCGGGCAUUCGUCUUAAAUUGAAAACACGCUUGUCUCGGGAUGGGCUAUGAUUCCAAUUCCAGGUCAUCAUCGAUAAUUGCAACAACCGAGAAAACUUCACUUUUCGAGAAGAUUUGUCUCUCUGUACCUGCUUGCGAAAAAGCCUGGACCUUUGAACGGGUGAUUGGCCGUCAAAUAUUGGGCUAUGAUAAUCGUCUAUUGUCCAAUAUACCAAAUCGACUCAAAUGCCAAGAGAUUUGCCUUAAGGAAAGGUCAUUUGUUUGCCGUUCAGGAGAGUACGAUUAUCUUACCCAAGAGUGUAAACUAUCAUCGGAGGACAGGAGGACUCAGCCCACUCAUUACACCGUCGCACCUCCUUCCGUUGAUUACUUUGAAAAUGAAUGUUCACCUUUACCUUUGGUCAAAGAGGACGAAUCUGGCCUUCCAGGUAUACCCAAUAGUCCCUCCGAGUGUGGGUACCAAAGAUAUGAGAAUCUUGACCUCAGUCGCCCUGACCUUUUAAAAUCAGCUUUUAGCGAGGAACAGUGUAAAACCUUGUGCGAAGCUACAAGAGCCUUCGUUUGCAGGUCAUUUUCUUACAAAGCGGCUUCGAAUUUGUGUCACUUGAACUCCGAUGAUUCGUAUAGUAGUGGAGGUAAAGAGGCUUUAAUUGCUUCUCCUGGGGUUGUUUACUUUGAACGAGCUAAUUGUUUAAACCUUAAACUUGAUUGUACUCCUGAAGAAAUGAGAAUCUCAUUGAACACCUAUGAACCUUUCGUUGGUAAAAUUUACGCUAAAGAUGAUCCAUUGGCCUGCGAAUCUUUUGGUACUCGACAAAGGUCAACAUCGUUAACGUUACCACUUAGAACUUAUGCUAAAUGUGGAGUUCGAGAAGAGAAUGAUGGUAAAUAUUCAACUGUGGUUAUAAUUCAAUAUCAUCCAGUGAUUCAACGUAAAGGCGAUCGAGUGGUUCGUUUGGUCUGUAACUUUGAAGCACCAACUAAAUUAGUAACCAAUUCCUACAGGGUCAUCCCAGCACUCGAUGUCGCUGGAACUGCAGUGGUCAAUGCAACGGCUCCAACGCCUAACAUUAAAUUACGAAUAACGGACAAAGAUGGUCAAGAUGUGGCCGGCGCUCGACUUGGCGAAGAGCUUUAUCUCCGAAUUGAUAUGGAAGAUGAUUCAGUUUUUGAUAUUUUCGCACGUGAAUUAAUUGCUAGAAGUGGAAACGCCGAGGAGGCCAUUACUCUUAUCGAUAGCAACGGAUGUCCAACUGAUACUGCUAUUUUCCCAAACAUGGAAAAGGUUCCUGGAAGUAAAUCGUUACAGGGUAAAUUUGAUGCUUUCAAAUUUGCCGAUGAUGAGAUUGUCCGAUUCCAGGUUAAUGUUCACUUUUGUUUACAAAAAUGUCCACCGCCAACUUGUUAUGAUGCUGCUUCAAGUGAAGAGAUUUCUACAUCAGCUGAUACUCCCGCUGACCAAUCGCCAAUAGCUUAUUCCAAUUCUCGAACUCGAAGGCGAAGAGAAACAAUUGAUAAAUAUUCCGCUCGAGGUAAAAGUGUCAACUCGAAAGAUGAACCUUCUCCAUUGCCAGAUUAUCCAUUGCAUCGAGAGCUUAAAGUUCAAGGAUUAUCUUCAUCCAAACAAUCAAACGACGGACUUGCAAAGAAAAUUGCUGAAAACUCUGCGUUAUUUUGUACUUCAAAAACGACACUAAUGGCGACUUUAGUGGCCUCAAUGAUCUUCCAAGCGUCUUUAUUGGCUCUAUGUUGUUCUUGUAUCUUUUUCUAUCGAUUCAAGGUACCAAAAAUUAACCGAAUUAAUUCACCUUCCGAUUGUGAUCCUUGUAAAAAUUAUUCUCGAGACCUUUGGUCAUCAUUUAGUUCCAUUGAGUAA